This is a messenger RNA of Mustela erminea (ermine), 1207 nucleotides long. Its product is annotated as POM121-like protein 12. Lineage: Eukaryota; Metazoa; Chordata; Mammalia; Carnivora; Mustelidae. The transcript has a single exon. The coding region runs from base 98 to 976 and encodes 292 amino acids. The record is from RefSeq and is a predicted model, not a curated record.
CGCCCCAGCCCGGCGUGUUCCGCGUCCGCAGACACUCGGAGCCCUUGCGGAAGCCGUAUUUCGCCCUCCGAGGCCCCGACGCCGCCGCACCGCCAGCAUGGGCGGCUACCUGAGCAGACACCUGGGCAGAUACCUGCGCACGGCCAAGGCCGCGCUGCCACGCCCCGCUUGGGGGAACCGCUACCUGCGGGCCAGGCCCGCCCCCCACCGCCGCGGCCCGGUCCAGAGCCAAGUCAUCUCGGUGCACCGGGAGCGCUGGAUGCAGAGCCGGACCCGCCUCCCGCUGCCGCCCCACCUGGACCACCCCCGAGUCCAGAGGGUCGUAGUGCCCAAGGCCUGGAGGAGCUUCCGCGGCAAGUCCCCCCUCCACACCUUCCUGGGGCUGGAUUUCUCUAGCAGGCGCGAGAGCUUCGUGAGGCACUGCCUCUGGAAGGCCCAGAACGUCCUGAACGUCUGGAACAUGGUGACCGUCAACAUCGCUCCUCCUGAGGGCGGCGGGAGCUCCAGCGGGCGCCCAGCCACCCAGGAGCGCCCGCACUCCUGCGCCAAGGAGAUCCGGCUGAGGGCUCGCAGCCCGGGCCAGAGAGGGAAGAAGAGGAGCCGCAGAGCUCUCCGGUUCGAAGGCCCCCCGGCCAAGAGGAGGCGGCAGAGCCCAGGGGCCAGGCCGUCCGCCUUCAGGCCUGUGUGGAAAGAUGGCAUGGCCCCUUCCUUCGUGCCCAGGCCUGGGCCUCUGAGAAGAGGCCUCUUCUGGCAUCCCGCCGACCAGGAGGCCACCCAGCCCGGGCCCGACCCGCUGCCAGGGCACCAGCAGGCCCCAGGAGAGUCACCGGGCCUCGGCUUGAGAGCAGAUGAGCGUGUCCCAGAGCCUGGGCCCUCCUGCAGCCUGGGGCUCCCGUUGUAUCCUGAGCCACCGCCUGAGACUCGAACCAGCAGUCCUUUUACCCCGCUGACCCCCGCUCUACCCCCGCAUGAGUGACCGGCCCCGGCAGCCAGCCCUCACCGCCCGGGCAGCAGCUCCGCCCAGGCCCCAGACCCACCUCCCUUGACCCACGGGGCUGGCAUCCAAACCUCGGUCUUCCUCCUGCCCUCCCCCUGCCCGCCUUCUCCCUGGAGACACACUUAGCGGGAAGGCCUGCUUCUCCCCUUUUCCCAGUUUCUUGAGUGAAAACAGUGUUCUUCUGUUAGUAACAAUAAUAAAGUUUCGUUA